Tetrapisispora phaffii CBS 4417 is the source of this 426-nucleotide messenger RNA. It is a transcript of the gene MAY24, whose product is annotated as May24p. Bases 1 to 426 code for a protein of 141 amino acids. The transcript has a single exon. The record is from RefSeq and is a predicted model, not a curated record. NCBI's taxonomy places the organism in Eukaryota, Fungi, Ascomycota, Saccharomycetes, Saccharomycetales, Saccharomycetaceae.
AUGGUUGGUAAUUUUUUAACGAGCAAUGACAUGCCAGUUGGUUAUGUGACACCUUCCUUUCCAUCCCUAUAUUGGCCUAUCAACAACUCAAAAUAUAAUACUGCGUAUUUAUAUGAUUCAUAUACAAUCUGGCUGUUCACCGUGUAUUGGAGUUUGAUAUUGAACGGGUUCUUCUACGGCGUUGCAGGUGCCCUGGCAUGUUUCACGCAUAGAAAGAAAGGCGGUGGGUUCUGGAUCCUAGCUAUAUAUCUGGUCCUUGGAGGAGUACAAGGCAUAGUGCUUGGUACCAUAAUCGGGUACAUUAUAAGCGCCACAUACUUAUCCGCCCUGUUUUCGAUGUCAACUUGGAUCCCGCUUUGCUGUGCAGUAGCACAAGUCCUCUUCGAGGUCACCACAAGUUACUCAUUAGUGGGUAACCUGAUGUAG